Molecule: messenger RNA, 1364 nt
Organism: Mus caroli (Ryukyu mouse)
Lineage: Eukaryota; Metazoa; Chordata; Mammalia; Rodentia; Muridae
Gene: CUNH12orf43
Product: chromosome unknown C12orf43 homolog
Biological process (GO): negative regulation of Wnt signaling pathway; Wnt signaling pathway; Spemann organizer formation
Source: RefSeq, a predicted model, not a curated record
CCUUGCGGCAUCCCAGGAUGGUGGCGCCCAGCGGUGCAAUGAGCGAUUCGGAGAACAGCAGCAGUAGCAGCAGCGAUGCGGAGGAAUUGGCACGGUGUCGCGAGGCGGCGACGCCCGCCUGGGGGCUGGAGCAGCGCCCUGGGGCAGCGGAGAGACCCGAUGCUGGUGCUGCAGAUAAACAAGCGCCGGCCCCACAGCCAAGCCGCAGGCGUGAGGUGAACCAGCACGAGGAAGAUGGCAACGACCUUCGGACCACUCCUGAGUUCCGAGCCCAUGUGGCCAAGAAACUGGGAGCCCUGCUGGACAGCUCCAUUGCCAUCGCAGAAGUUUGGAAGAAGUCGCAAAAGGCAAAGAUGCAGCAGGCAGCAAAUGUGCAGCAGGCAGCAAAGGAGGAGGAUGGCUUCCGCCUUUUCUUCACAUCCAUCCCCGGAGGCCAUAAGAAGGAAGCCUCUCCAAGACCCUGCCGGAAGCGCCAGCCCCCCAGCUCCAGUGAAGACAGCGAUGAGGAACUGCAGCGGUGCCGGGAGGCAGCAGUAUCGGCUUCAGAGAUUCUCCAGGAGUCAGCCAUACACUGCCCUGCCAAGGCAGAGGAGAAGAAGAAGUUGAAAAAGAAAGUCAAGAAGAAGCCGGACAACGCUGACCUGGCUGCAGCCCCAGGUCUGGAACAGGUAAAGGAGGCAGGCGUUGUCAAUGGGGACCCGGUGUCGCUUGGGAUCCAAAAGAAGAAAAAGAAGAAGGCCAAGAAAUCCAGAGAGGCUCCCCUGUGCCCACCAGCAGAGUGUGCAGCGGCGAAGCCUGAGAACUGACCCCAGGCUGUAGGUCCAGCCCUGAGGAUCAGGUGCCCAUGGAGUUAGGGCAGAGCCAAGCCACACUCCCAGUUUCCAGCUUCCCACAAUGACUGUCCAUGGGUGACUUUAGGUGGGCUUGUCCAAGAGUCCAAGCAACGGAGUGGGUAUAUGGGGAGAGGCCUGGAAUAGAUUUGUGGUUCCAGAACGUUCCCCAGCUUUUGGACUGAAUCUCAGAGCAUCCAUCUCCCCAGCCUGUGCAGCCUUGCAUGACAGUUGUCCUAGAGAAUGAUGGGCAGGCGUCUCCAAGCUGCCGAGGCCCCAGAAAAAAUUUUAGUACCUCUCUCCCAGACUUAAGAACAUUGUCUGGAAAAGAAGGGAAGGUCUCCCCCACCUCCUCCUCUCCCCACAUCUGUCUGUAACAUGUUGAUUUGUUAAUACCACAGGUAAGUCAGUCACUGACAGUCAGGUGCCAGAGUGCAGAGCACCUGCUUAGUGCUAGGCUGCAUGCAGGCUUGGGUACAAGGCCCCAAGAAAGAGAAAAAGGAAAAUAAAUUCUCACGUGUCCCAAGACCUACA